Molecule: messenger RNA, 1032 nt
Organism: Syngnathus typhle (broad-nosed pipefish)
Lineage: Eukaryota; Metazoa; Chordata; Actinopteri; Syngnathiformes; Syngnathidae
Product: troponin T, slow skeletal muscle-like
Exons: 13
Coding region: 232-969 (245 amino acids)
Biological process (GO): sarcomere organization; slow-twitch skeletal muscle fiber contraction; regulation of muscle contraction
Cellular component (GO): troponin complex
Molecular function (GO): troponin T binding; tropomyosin binding
Source: RefSeq, a predicted model, not a curated record
CUGUUUUUGUCUUCUCAUUUCAGCUGUGAGCUCAGCAAAGAGGCGCUCGCUCUCGAGCCGCUCCGCCAGACUUGGGCUUCAGCUCCCAAAAGCCGCCAAUAAUCCGUUUGCUCAUUUUUAUUCUGCGUCCCCUCCUUGCCACCCCCGCCGGAGCCUUUUAUAAACGAGCCGGUGGCCCGCAAAGUCUGCUCAUUACGCCUCAACGUCCAUCUGACACGAAACUGUAUUACAAUGUCUGAUGUAGAAGAUCAUGGCGUGCACCAGGAAGAAGAAGAUGAGCAAGGAGAAGGAGGAGAACGGCCCAAGCACAAGCCGUUGGCCACACAGCUCGCUCCCCCAAAGAUCCCAGAGGGCGAAAGAGUUGACUUCGAUGAUAUCCACCGAAAGCGAAUGGAGAAAGACCUUCUGGAGCUUCAAACUCUGAUUGAUGUCCACUUUGAGCAGAGGAAAAAAGAAGAGGAGGAGCUCAUCGGGCUGAAAUCGAGGAUUGAGAGUCGCCGGGCAGAAAGAGCCGAGCAGCAGCGUGUGAGGGCAGCAAAAGAACGCGACAGACAGUCCAGAAUUGCUGAGGAGAGGCAGAGAAAGGAGGACGAGGAGGCCAAGAAGAGAGCGGAAGACGAGGCCAAGAAGAAGAAAGUGCUUUCCAACAUGGGGGCUCAUUUUGGAGGAUUCCUGGCCAAGGUGGAGCAGAAGAGGGGCAAAAAGCAAACGGCGAGGGAGAUCAAGAAGCAGACGCUGUCGGAGAGGAAGCAGCCGCUGGCCAUUGAAGACCUGAGAGAGGACGCACUCAGAAAAAAAGCCGGCGAGAUGUGGGAAUGCAUCUACCAGCUGGAGUCAGAGAAAUUUGAGCUGGCGGAGAAAAUGAAGCGGCAAAAGUAUGAGAUCACCGUCCUUCUGAACAGAAUCCAGCAUGCUCAAAAAUUCAAAAAGGGUCACGGUAAGGCCAAGUUUGGAGGACGCUGGAAGUAAGUCGACACUCAAGUGACAAAAAAAAGUUGCCGAUGGUCUUCUGGGAAGAAUUUUGCAGUGUCG